This is a messenger RNA of Mytilinidion resinicola, 1090 nucleotides long. RefSeq lists its product as uncharacterized. Gene Ontology annotation, molecular function: chromatin binding. The transcript is spliced from 3 exons. Lineage: Eukaryota; Fungi; Ascomycota; Dothideomycetes; Mytilinidiales; Mytilinidiaceae. The coding region runs from base 172 to 780 and encodes 202 amino acids. The record is from RefSeq and is a predicted model, not a curated record.
GCGAUGCUGCGAGAUACAUAACGGAUGAUGCUCUGGCCGCUGGAACUAACACUACCGGCAAUCAAACAGCUCCUGAAAACUCUAUUAGCGUAGAAAUCGACUCUUGUGCAGCCGCUAUAGACGAGGCCGGAGUGCUGCUCUCGAAUCAUUAAAACAUGGAAGCUUCGCAACAUGAUCAGCCUGUUCCAGAGGGUGACCAGACAUAUACGGAACUUCUCUCACCGGGCUAGUUCGCACCGCACGCUAGGUGGGAUAAUUGGUGCUGCUAGACUUGAUAACCUUAUUCACAAAAGGGAUGGAUUCCUGCAUGGCCAUCAAUCGGAAAGAGAUCAAAUUUCGACUCACGGGCUGAGAGAGGUAGAGGUGCAGCAUGCAACCAAAAGUGACUUCUCCUGUAGUAGGAGACGUGCUCAACAGAACCGCCAAGCGGAACCACUUAAGAGUGGGCAACCAAAGAGCAUUCGUCCAGCACGCGAUAGGAAGAAGCGCGUAGAUUGUCUUCCACUCACACAUGGUGGGCAGGAAGUUCGCCCUGGCGACUAUAUCAUUGUCGCAUGCGACAAGGAUGAAACGAAUGAACGCGAUCUGCCAGAAAUUGCCAGAGUUGAAAAAUUGCGCCCGAACGGUCAUCUCGAUAUCACGUGGAUGUAUUAUCCAUCGAUUCUAGACCUAAGGGAGCCAGUUAAGUCCGCACCUAAUGAAAUACUCUUCUCCGACCACAAGGACACAAUUAGCGGAGCAGUCUUGAUGGGGUUUACUGAGGUAGAAGAAAACUGUUGAGAGGGGGAGCUGGUUAAACAUUGGUAUUGGUAUAGACAAUAUCAAGUUCGCAGGAAGAGGGUUGUAGGUGGAUAUCUAUCAACCUUAUGAAAGGUCAGCCUUCUGGGCACAUGCCGUUUCGAUAAGCGCACAUGCCCUUUUCCGAUAGGGACACAUGCUAUCGUGAGUUAGUCACCACGCUCAGGUUGGCUGGAUCGCUCCGGUGUGUUAUUCUGGCCGAAACUUCUACCGUCAAUUCACUCCAUCUUUAUUCCACAUUUUCUAAGCCGUAGAACCAUAUGUUAGAUAAUAACAAUCAUCUACAGCAAGC